Molecule: messenger RNA, 1245 nt
Organism: Kwoniella mangroviensis CBS 8507
Lineage: Eukaryota; Fungi; Basidiomycota; Tremellomycetes; Tremellales; Cryptococcaceae
Exons: 4
Coding region: 1-1245 (414 amino acids)
Biological process (GO): mitotic sister chromatid cohesion; maintenance of mitotic sister chromatid cohesion
Cellular component (GO): Ctf18 RFC-like complex; chromosome, centromeric region; chromatin
Source: RefSeq, a predicted model, not a curated record
AUGCCAGUAGGAUCGAACCUCCCCCUGAGAUCAGUCAUACUCCGAUACCCACCUUCCACCAUCGAAGAAUCAGAAGAGAGCUAUCAGUUACUUGAGCUCCCACCUGAAAUCAUAAAAGCUGUUGAAGCUUCCAAGGGAAAAGACAAAGAGAGUAUCUUCCCAUUGACGAUCAAAGGUAAACCUUCAGACGACGCUGUACUGUGUACACCCAAUUCAACAUUCCAAUUACGUACCGUUGGAAUAUCCAAUUCAAUCUUAGUCUGUCGAUCUCCUCAUUCCUCUUCUUCAACGUCAACUGAAGGAGGGGAGAAAGAUACAUUACAAAUACGAGAUACAUGCCAUGAGAUCCUCGAGUGCGUUGCUAUAUCACCUAAUUUAGAGAGGAUACGGACCAUUCUCAAAGAUUCAGCUUGGAAGGGUAUCAAUUCAUCUACCAAUAAUAGUCUGGGUAAGAGGAAACGAGGCGAGAAGGAGAACAAGGUCAAAAAAUGGACAAGAGAUCAAUUGAGUAGUGUGAUUCAGUGUAGUGAAGAGGAACUUGACAAGGGUCUAAAGGAGAGAAAUGUAAUUGAAGUGAAUGGUAAAAUGUUAUUACUACCACCAAAAGAAUUGAAAGAACUCUUAUCGAUCAUGCUUUCCCUUCUGACUAUCCAUUCCCUUGAUCCUACCAAUUCAACUAUCGCAUUAUCUCAACCCAUGUUAGAAGCUUUGCAGGACGAUCAUGAAGUGGAUCCCUCAAUCACCAAAGAGGUACUGACCCUAUUCGGUGAGCUGGUCAAGGAAGAUGGUAAAGAGGAAGAAAUGUGGAAAGCGGAUAUCAAAAGGAUAAUAAGAGAGAUAGGUAAAGGGUUAUUGGUCGGUGUCAAAGAUAAGAAAUUGGAUGAGUUUGAAGAUGAAUGGAGAAAUGAAGUAGGGGAAGAAUGGGGUGAUGAAAUCGAUACAAAAUUACUGGAGGGAGAAUACCUCCUAUCUCCCAAACCGUUAACCACAUCCACCACAUUCUCCUCAUCUUCAUCUCUGAUAUCACAUUUCCCAAUAUCCUCAUUACCCCUUCAACCCUCCGAACGAUUCUCCGAUUUGUUCCUCACUCGUCCUAAAUGGAGACCCGAAGAGAUCCUUCCUUUUUUGAAAGGAUUAACUAGGGAUGGAGAUGUGAAAUCUAGAGAUAAACUCGUACAGAAGUUUGUUAGGGUUGUUAAAGAGAAGGAUGGGAGUAUGUGGUGGUAUCCUAGGAGAAGUAGUUAG